GGGGAGGCGAUGCAGGGCCCUCAGGGCUGAGGGGAGUUGUGACCCGCUGGUCAGGGGACCAGCAGGAGUCAGCCAGGCCUCCUCGCCGGGCGCCUCCGUCCAGCCCAAGUCCCGCCCUGGACACACCCCUGACUCACUUCCUCUGCGUAGAAGCGGAAACUUUCCCCGGCUUCCUCCGCUGGUCACUCCCUGGGGACCGCAGGUGCCGCUGCCCUCCGGCCUGAGCCGACCCCAGACCCCUGACCCGCCGGCCUUCCGCUUCCUGAGCCGCAGCCUGCGCCCCAAGGGGCUGCCCGGGGGCUGGGGUCCAGCAGGAGCUGGCCUGACGCAGCUGCAGGGAGGGCGACCUGCAUGCGGAGCGCCGCCCGCGCGCCAUGGACCGCGGCCAGCCCAGCGCGGAGCCCGGGGCCGCGGAGCCUGUGGCCGCGGAGCCCGGGGCCUCGGAGCCCGGGGCCGCCACUCCCCGCGCCCCCGGCCGGAGCGUGAUGGCGCCGCUGCGCGCCGUGGUCCGCCUGCGCCGCCGCGUGUGCCUCCAGCGCAAGCGGCGCCCCCUGACGCCGGGCGCGGGGCCGGACGCGGGGGCCCCGGCGCCUCGCGCGGGCGCGGAGCAGCCGCAGUUCUUCACCUUCGACGGCCCCGCCGAGCUGGCCUCCAGGGCGCCGCCGUCGCGCAAGAAGCGCCGGCGCAGCCGCGUGGUGCUCUACCCGGACUCCGCGCGCCGCGCCCGGCCGCGCGCCGAGCACCGCAGCCGCGCGCAGAGCUGCCUGCUGCUGCUCGUGGCCAUCGUGGGCUUCCAGGUGCUCAACGCCAUCGAGAACCUGGACGACAACGCGCUGCGCUACGACCUGGACGGGCUGGAGAAGGCGCUGCGGCGCGGCGUGUUCGGCCAGCCGGCCGCCGUGGGGCGCGUCGUGGCGCUGCUGCGGGACUACCUGUCCACGCACGUGCACAGCCGGCCGCUGCUGCUGGCGCUGCACGGGCCGAGCGGCGUGGGCAAGAGCCACGUGGGCCGCCUGUUGGCGCGCCACUUCCGCGCGGCGCUGGAGGACGGCGCGCUGGUGCUGCAGUACCACGCGCGGCACCACUGCCCCGCGGCGCGCGCCCCGCAGGCCUGCCGCGAGGAGCUGGCGCACCGCGUGGCCGCCGUGGUGGCGCGGGCCGAGGCGGAGGAGAAGACGCCGCUGCUGGUGCUGGACGAGGUGGAGCAGAUGCCGCCGGCGCUGCUGGACGAGCUGCACGGCCUCCUGCAGCCGCAGCGCCCGCCGCGCUUCCGCAACGCCGUCUACGUGCUGCUGAGCAGCGCGGGCGGCGCCGAGGUGACGCGCUUCGUGCUGCAGAACGCGUCCCGCACGCCCGCCGCCCGCGCCCGCGCGCCCGCGGAGCAGCGGCGGGAGGAGGAGGAGCUGCGCGCCGCGCUGCAGGCGCUGCUGGCGCGCGCGCACCCGCUGUGGCAGGCGGCGGCCGUGGUGCCGCUGCUGCUGCUGGACAAGCGCGACGUGGUCAGCUGCUUCCGGGACGAGAUGGCGGGCGAGGGCUUCUUCCCCGAGCAGGCCCGCGCCGAGCGCCUGGCCGAGCAGCUCAGCUACUACCGCGUGGCGGGCCGCGAGUUCGCCGUCACCGGCUGCAAGCAGGUGGUGGCCCGCGUGAACCUGCUGUAGCCGGGCCCCGGCGCCCGACAGACUCCGGGGGGACCCCGGGGCGCCCGGGGAAGGCGGGGAGCGGACCCCUGGUUUUGCCCCGCGCCCGAGGCCCCAAUAAACCAACUUCCCAGCCCUCCCCGCUGCCCCUCCGGGUUCUGGACUCGCCACAUUCCGCCGCCCGCCGCGUGCCCACGUGCAGGCUCCGGGGAUGGGCGAUGCGUUCCCGGAACCCGGGGACGGUCUCGGGGUGAGCGGCUCUCCCGGUCACACAGCCGGUUGGUUGCCUGGCAAGGUGACCAGAUCGUCCGGCUUUUUGCGGGACAGUCCCGAUUUCUAACAAUUUUAACGCGUCCCGCGGCGUUUUAAAAAAAAGUCAGAUUUUUUGAAAGAUUGGAAAGAUUCUGGUCACCUUGCUGUAGAGCUGAGUGUGACCCCAGCCCCGGGAGCUGCGGCAGCCCCUCUCCGCACAAUCACACACGUGCGCGCGCACACGCUCACACAAACACACACACUCACGCUCACACACACAC
Molecule: messenger RNA, 2170 nt
Organism: Pipistrellus kuhlii (Kuhl's pipistrelle)
Lineage: Eukaryota; Metazoa; Chordata; Mammalia; Chiroptera; Vespertilionidae
Gene: TOR4A
Product: torsin family 4 member A
Exons: 2
Coding region: 375-1658 (427 amino acids)
Cellular component (GO): nuclear envelope; endoplasmic reticulum lumen
Molecular function (GO): ATP binding; ATP hydrolysis activity
Source: RefSeq, a predicted model, not a curated record